This is a messenger RNA of Canis lupus familiaris (dog), 2967 nucleotides long. It is a transcript of the gene VPS9D1, whose product is annotated as VPS9 domain containing 1. Lineage: Eukaryota; Metazoa; Chordata; Mammalia; Carnivora; Canidae. Gene Ontology annotation, cellular component: cytosol; endocytic vesicle. The transcript is spliced from 15 exons. Bases 428 to 2221 code for a protein of 597 amino acids. Gene Ontology annotation, biological process: vesicle-mediated transport. Gene Ontology annotation, molecular function: small GTPase binding; guanyl-nucleotide exchange factor activity. The record is from RefSeq and is a predicted model, not a curated record.
GCGGGUCACUGUCGGGGUGGAGCAGCAGGCCGGGUCCCCAUGCACAGCCCCAGUGGACAGCCCCGGAGGACAGCCCCAGAGGACAGCCCCCGCGCACAGUCCCAGAUGACAGCCCCCAUAGACAGCCCCAGAGGACAGCCUCCGUGGACAGCCCCUAUGCACAGCCCCAGAGGACAGCCCUCAUGCACAGCCCCAGAGGACAGCCCCGGAAGACAGCCCUCAUGCACGGCCCCAGUGGACAGGCCCCGUGCACAGCCCCAGAGGACAACCCUCAUGCACAGCCCCAGAGGACAGCCCUUGUGCACAGCCCCAGCAGGAGGCAUAUACAGAAUACCUGAGGAGCAUCCAUUAUAUCUCCCAGGUGCUGCUGGAAGAAGUGGAAACCACCAAAGAAGGUGGAGAAAUUGUGGCUCCGGACACCUCAAAGAUGCUGAAACUGGCUGAGCAGUGUCUGGAGAGGGCCCAGUCCACAGCUGCCAAGCUUGGGAAAACACACCUGAAGCCAGCUAUGCCUGUGGCUGCUCCUGUCCCCCCAUCUACCAGCCGACAUCGCCGGGUGUACUCAGACGAAGGGGGGAAACUAUCUCCGUUUCUGCCGCCUGAGAUCUUCCAGAAGCUUCAGGUGGUAGAGUCACAAAGUUCUAAGAAGGAGCUGACACCUCUGGAGGAGGCUUCUCUGCAGAAUCAGAAGUUGAAGGCGGCCUAUGAGGCACGGAUGGCCCGCCUGGACCCCAGCCAGGCCAUGCAGAAGACAUCCCUGACUCUGUCCCUGCAGCGGCAGAUGAUGGAGAACCUCGUGAUCGCCAAAGCUCGGGAGGAGACACUGCAGAGAAAGAUGGAGGAGCGCCGGCUACGGCUCCAGGAGGCAGCCAACAGCCUCGUCUCUCUCCCCAGGAGGUUCUGCAGUCAAGUUGCCCUGACCCCAGAGGAGCGGGAGCAGCGGGCCCUCUAUGCUGCUAUCCUCGAGUACGAGCAAGACCAUGACUGGCCCAAGCACUGGAGGGCCCAGCUCAAGAAGAGCCCAGGGGACCUGUCGCUAGUGACCAGCCUGGUCUCCCACCUACUCAGCAUUCCCGACCACCCCAUCUCACAGCUCUUGAAGAAGCUCCAGUGUGCGGUGUAUCGGGCGCUGUACCCCAUCGUGAGCAGGGGCGCUGUUGGUGCCGCCUCUGCCCCUGGCUGCUGCUCCUUGCCCCCGGACGCCGACGGGCUGCUGGCUCCUGGAAGCCGGCGGCUCCGGCCCUCACAGAGCCUCUACUGCAUGCUAUCCCCUGCAGAUCCCAGCCCAGCCCCGCGGCCCCCAGAUGGCACCCAUGCCAGUCCCCCUACACCCCCUCCCCACACUGGCCCCCCCGAAAGAGGGCUGGACAGCAGCCCUGUGGGGCCUCCCUCACCCCUGGCGCACAGCUUCACGGCUGUACAGGGCAAAGACAGCUCCUUUGAAGACCUCGAACACUUCUUGGCUACUUCUGAGGGGUGGGGCCGGGGGCAUGGGAGGCCACCUGAGCCCCAAACAACAGGGGUGAAGAAGGAGCCGCUGCUGGAGCAGCUGAAGAGUGCUGUGAAGGACAUACACAACGCUAUCGACAGGCUGCUCUCGCUGACCCUCCUGGCUUUCGAAGGCCUGAGUGCGGCUGCCUCCAAGGACCGGUGCCUAGCCUGCAUCGAGGAACCCUUCUUCUCUCCUCUGUGGCCCUUGCUGCUGGCACUCUACAGGAGUGUGCACCGCCUCCGGGAGGCUGCCCUGAGCAGGAGCAUGGAACUCUACAGGAAUGCACCCCCAGCAGCCAUAGGCAUACCCUCGAAGCUUCUCCCCCGGGACCUGGAGGCCACAGGAGCUGGUGCCUACCCCUACUGUGCUGCAGCCCAAGAGCUAGGCUUGCUGGUUCUGGAGAGCUGCCCCCAGAAGAAGCUGGAGUGCAUUGUGCGGGUCCUGCGGGUCAUCUGCGCCUGUGCCGAGGACUACUACCGGGCCCAGGAGGCUGCACCUGAGGCCAGACCCCAGCUUGGUGCUGCAGCCAUUGGUGCCGAUGAUCUCCUGCCCAUCUUGUCCUUCGUGGUGCUGAGAAGUGGUCUCCCCCAGUUGGUGUCAGAGUGUGCAGCCUUGGAGGAGUUCAUCCAUGAGGGAUACCUGAUCGGAGAGGAGGGCUACUGCCUGACGUCACUACAGAGUGCCCUGAGCUACGUGGAGCUGCUGCCCCGGGGGGCUCUGGGCAAGUAGUGGAGGACCAUCCAGGAGGCACCUGCUCUGGCAGGGUUGGGGCUCUGCAGCUCUGCACCUGCCCUGACAUCCGCCCCCAGGGACUCGAGGAGGCACCUCAUUUGCUCAGAGAGUAGAGCUGAGCUGAAGCAGCUCCUAGGAACGAGGCCUGUCUCUUUCUUGUCUCAGCCUGAGCCUUUCUUGUCUCAGCAGGAACACCAGAGCUGUGGGCUCCCUGGGGCCUGUGCACAUGUCCUCACAGUCCCAUCAACCCCACAGUAGGGAGGGGGCCAUGGGCCUGGCAGAGGGCAGGUCUGGUUUCUCUCCCUUUCCAUCUCUGGUGAUAGUUGGCUUCUGGUGUCAUCCCUUUUCUUGGUGGAGUCAAGAUGAGAGCCUCUCCCCAUCCCCUGCCCCCACCCCAAGGCCUGGGGCCCAGGUGGCUUGAAACUAUACUGUUUUUUUUUUUUUUUUUUUUUUUUUCUGUACUGUUUACUUACUGGGUAUUGACCACUCCAUUCUCCUCUGGAGCCCAGGCAUCCCCAGGGUACCCACUCACGUCUGGAGCCUCUGAGCCAUUCCCACCUCGGCAGUAGGCAUUGGCCUUCCUGGACCCCUGGCUGAUUCCCACCCCCGCAUGUCCCCUUCUGGGUCAGUGUGAGCCUAAGGAUCAGUGCCUGCCUACAGCCCAGUGUCCACUCUGACUGUUACGUGCCCCGGGCAGCCAUUGACACAGCCAAAAAUAAAGAGGUCACUGAUGUCUCAUUCUG